AUGGCCGCAGCCGCGGCGGGUGGAGCGCCGGGCACGUCCCCCGGCCCGGCCGCCAGGGCAGCGCCACAGGCGCUGCGGAGGCGCGGGGACUCACGGCGCCGCCAGGCCGCGCUCUUCUUCCUCAACAACAUCUCCCUGGACGGGCGGCCCCCGAGCCUGGGUCCCGGGGGAGAGAAGCCCCCGCCGCCGCCGCCACCGCCCACCGAGACCCGCGAGCCUCCGGCGCCGCCGCCGCCUCCGCCUCCGCCGCCGCCCGCGCCCCCCGCCGGCCUGCCCCUGCCCGGGCCCGGAGGCAGGACCUCAGCCCCCCAGGGCCUGCUCAGCCCUGCUCCCGCGCCCACCGGCUUGGGCCUCGGCCUCGGCCUGGGCCUGGAUGGGCAGCGCCAAAGAAGGCGCGUGGCGUCUCAACGCUGCUCCCUCGAGUUUCUGGAAGACACAGUGGGAUGUCCCUCGGGUCAAAGAACCAAACACAUAUCUGGAUCCCCGAGACACAAAGGCCUGAAGAAGACACACUUCAUUAAGAACAUGCGGCAGUACGACACCAGGAACAGCAGGAUCGUGCUGAUCUGCGCUAGACGGUCCUUGUGCGCGGCCUUCUCAGUCCUACCCUAUGGAGAAGGCCUGCGAGUCAGUGACCUGAGAUUGGACAGCCAGAAGCAGAGGCACCCAUCUGGCGGCGUUUCUGUGUCUUCCGAAAUGGUCUUCCAGUUGGAAGGUGUUGAACUGGGGGCAGAUGGAAAGGUUGUGUCUUACGCCAAGUUCCUGUACCCCACCAACGCCCUGGUCACGCUCAAGCCAGACAGCCACGGCCCAGCGCCUCAGCCCCGGCCCAGUGUGCCCCGCACUCUGCUGGGGUCCCGCUGCAAACCUGUCCCACCCAGGGCAGCACCAGCCGGCUCGGAGCUAGGGGCCGACGCGGGGGAUGCCCUGGAGUACAACCCCAAUCUGCUAGAUGACCCUCAGUGGCCCUGCGGCAAGCACAAGCGUGUGCUCAUCUUCGCGUCCUACAUGACCACAGUGAUUGAGUACGUGAAGCCCUCCGACCUCAAGAAGGACAUGAACGAGACCUUCCGGGAGAAGUUCCCCCACAUCAGGCUGACGCUGAGCAAGAUCAGGAGUUUGAAACGAGAAAUGCGGAACCUGUCCGAGGAGUGUGGCUUGGAGCCUGUGACCGUGUCCAUGGCCUAUGUGUACUUCGAGAAGCUGGUGUUGCAGGGUAAGCUCAACAAGCAGAACCGCAAGCUAUGCGCCGGCGCCUGCGUGCUGCUGGCCGCCAAGAUAAGCAGCGACCUGCGCAAGAGCGACGUGAAGCAGCUCAUCGACAAGUUAGAAGAAAGGUUUCGGUUCAACCGACGGGAUCUCAUCGGCUUUGAGUUCACAGUGCUCGUGGCCUUGGAGCUCGCUCUCUACCUUCCUGAGAACCAGGUGUUACCUCAUUACAGGCGCCUCACGCAGCAGCUUUAGCCGGCCAGCCUCCACACCCUGGCUUCCAUGCCUGAGCACACCACACCGCCACGGUACUUUUGAGAGCCCUUCUGCGUUCCACUGAACAGACCUGGGGCUCUGUCAGUGCUGCUUUUUUUCCUGUGCCCACGACUGCUCUGGCACCAGGACUUCGGUCUACGGCGUCCAGUGGUGAAUCCGCCGUGCUUCUCCUCUUUGCGUCCCGUCUUCUGCUGCUGUCAGAGCCACCACGCUGGUGUCUUGUGGAGGCCUGGGUUUCCAGACCCUACUGCAGACGCUGGAUUGCUGGACUUAACCCAUUGGAGCAUUAAUCUCAGCUAUUUGGGGUUUUCGGAGGUGGAGACCGCACUGUGGAACCCCCCAACACCCUCAGCCCAGCUCCCCUCCCAGCCCAGCCCCUAGGGGUGUCUGCCCACCUCCCCAUAUCCACAAGCAGAGCUCUGCGUCAGCCUAAGCCAACGAGGGCAGACUCCUGGUUAGUUGUGAUCUCAUUUUUUACUCUCAGACCUCUGUUCUUCCAAGGAUCGCGUCACUGUGAAGUCCUGAGGGCCCUGGUGGCACAUACCCCAGCUGGCCUCACCGUGGAACCAUCCUGCACCACGCAGGGAUCUGUCUCACUGGAAAAUCCCACUUGCCCAUGACACCCAGCACCUUCAGAAUGACUGGAUUGCUGGUUGUUGAUCUUCCUAAGCUAUAUUGUGGGGGGAAAUGUAUUUAUUAUCAUUUAGGAUUUGGUUCUGUGGGUCUUUUUCUAAGGGAACAAAAACUGGUUAAACAAGGUCUGCUGAGGAUGUGACCUGAACCACACUUGAUCCUCCAGCGGGGAGGAAGACAGACCACUUGAACUGUCCUGCUGAAAAGGGUAAAGGCUCUGCCUUCUUCCUCCCAGGCAGGAAGUGAAAGCCACCUUGGCCAGAGCAUUAGUCACACCAGACCCCAAGGGCAGGCCUGUGUCCAGCUCCUCCGCCUCACCAGGCUACAUGUUACCCAGUUUUCCCACUUGGUGCCCCACCAUAAACACUGAAGACCUAGGACUGGAGCUUCUCCCUCACCAGGCAGCUGCUCUCAGGACCAUGUCGGCUGGGCCGUCAAGCUGCUUCCCACUGUUGUCCCAAGAACCACACUGGAGGGGCGCUGGGGCAGCCCCACAUUGCACCCUGCCCAUGUGGACUGGUCUUUGUGCAGAAGAGAUGCCAGCCUUUAUCAGCGCAUUCCACCACCAGUAGUUCAGCGAGAUCCCAGCCCAGGGGGGCACAGGGACCCCCACGGGGGCACAGAACAGCUGCCCUACCCCACUUGCUGCUCUUUCUUGGUCACUCGCUUAGGUUCAGGGGGACUGCAGGAUGGAGUUCGAAGCUCAACUCUGUACCCAACCUUAUUUAUCGAGUGCCUCUUUCCUGUUCUCCCCCCAGAACACCCCCAAACUCUGAUGUGCACCAGGGGGGCAUGAAGGAUGAAGCUGCUAGGUCCCAGGCAAUCCUGGAAGGUGUCAAGUAUCUCAAGGACACUCCUGUUACAGGCACCUAAAGGGACCAACUUCCAAAAUAUAUCUGCUGGUUUACAGUUAGCUUUGAGGAACACAUCUUGAGAAUUUCCAUACAGAUGUUAGAAUAGCAGUAGUGUUUAUAUAGUGAGAACUAGUCAUUCACCAGGACCUGUAACCUUCCCUUUAGUGUGUUGUGUCCUUGUUAAUGUCAAGAGCUGCCACCGUGUGGUACUCAAGUGAAGCCAGUAUUUAAGGCAUUAAACUUCAGCCUGAACUGUCACCCCAGACACCUGUGUCCAAGGGCUUGGGGCUACUCCCUCAGCGCCUGGAAGGCACCACAGACUUAAAAUGUGUGCUAAGUGGCUGUCUGACCUCACUGUUAAGUGUCAAGGAUCUGUUUGCAAAAAGUAAUGUAUUUGUGCUUUAAGUAAAAAUUUGGUUUUGCAA
Molecule: messenger RNA, 3397 nt
Organism: Budorcas taxicolor (takin)
Lineage: Eukaryota; Metazoa; Chordata; Mammalia; Artiodactyla; Bovidae
Gene: CABLES2
Product: Cdk5 and Abl enzyme substrate 2
Exons: 10
Coding region: 1-1464 (487 amino acids)
Biological process (GO): regulation of cell cycle
Source: RefSeq, a predicted model, not a curated record